AUGAGCAAGCCAGUAUCGCUGGCCACUUGUUUGGCCAAAAUGUAUGAAGGAGGUAGUCUUGACUCUCAGAAUAAAAUUGGGUCUGUUGGCCAAGUGAAAAAACCGACUGGUACAAAUCAAAGCAGCAGUGCCAAUAACUUAAGUACAAUGGACAACAAACUGAAUCUUCUUAAUGAGAAAGUCGAUCGAAUAGUAAACUUUCAAGGACACGUUCUUAAGAAAUUGGAAGACAUGUCUCAAGGAUUGGGUGACUUAGAAAAGAGCAUCGAAAUACUGAAAACAUUAAAAGACUGCAAUGGAAUGGUAGACGGUAAAAGUGAUGUUAAAUACUUGCAAAAUACUGACUGCCUCAAUCAUCCUGAGAUGAAGCUCUUAUUCAUGGAACUGUUCAAAAUGGUGACAACUGUACAUCAAGAUACAACAAAACAAAAAGAAAAAUUAGAUGGCAUAGAAAAAAUGGUGUCAGCUGUGGACAAAGCCAUUCACUUUGUGGGUGAAGUCUUCAAAAAUUCCCACAUUGUGCAGUUUAUUCUAAAAGGAACUGUGCCUUGGAAAAAGGGAUGCCUAAUAGAAUCUUCAGAGGGAAAUAAUAAAGCUGACGAGAAAGGUGCCAAACCAAAGCAUGGAUAUAGCAACAGAGGGAUCCAAGCACAAAUAAACAGAGAAUUGUUGGAAGAAGCCAAUGAUUGUGAAGGCAUCAAAAGCAAUGGAAAUAUCCAGAAAGAUAAAGAUGAACUCGCAAAGGCAAAUGACACCAUUCUAAUCAAACCACAGGCAACAAAUAAUUCUGAAGGAGAUAAAUCACUGCACCAGUCCCCAGACACAGCUGGAAAACACAAAGACCCCCUGGGGGCUUCAGCAACAACAAAUAAGUCUGGAGGUGUCUGCAAAAAAGAGAUUUCUACUGUAACAAGAAAGGUGAAGGAACUUCCACAGGAAAACAAGAAGUGUGCACAGAGUCAGAACUCAACAGCAGACAACCUGAAAGAAAUAAUUAAAACCAACACAAACAAUGAGGCAUAUAAAAUACAUGGAACUGAAAGAAGCCAAGGAAAAGAGGCUGACAACAUCACAACUGAACCUCCUGAGGUCAGUCUGGCCACAACUCAGUCACAGUUUGACGGAAACUCCCCAUCAGUGGUAGAGAGGGCUUUUGAAACAAUGCAGGAAAUGCCAGUCAGUCCAACAGAAAAGGUCCAUUCAGAGGAAACAGCCGCCAAGGAGCUUGUGCCUGCAUCAUGGGAAGGACAGAAGGAACCUCAUAAAAAGCACAAAGCACAACAAAAGCCCAAAGAAGACAUGCAAGCUACAUUACUACAGAAAACUGCAAAGGAGAAAGAGCCAGCUCAAGAUGAAAAAAUCUGCAAAUUAUCCAAGACAUCUGUAACCCAGGAGAAAGGUUUAAAAAACACCAAAAUUCAAAUAGGCCAGAAAAGUGAGAAAAGUGCUGACAGUUGUCAAAAUAAAGCAGAAAACAAGUGCAAAUCAGGUCCAGAUAGUGAAUUAAAAGAUUCAAAAGAACUUCAGAAAGCAAGCAAAGAAUCUGCGAACAUCACAGAAAUGAAUGUUUUGGCAAAGAAGGAAACAGAUUCCACAGAAAUCACAAACAAGGAACAAGACAACAAGGGAUGUGUUGAGAAACCAGAAAAUCACAAUAUCAUUAUUGAUGAUAGCCCGUCACCUCCAGCCCCCUUCAGUCAUCGCAUAGUGACGACUAAGAAAAUACUUGUAACCUCUUCAUACACAGUUCAUUACAAUGAGGUGCUGGGAGGGGGUCGAUUUGGCCAAGUUCUUAAAUGUGCAGAAACAUCAACUGGCCUCGAACUUGCUGCCAAAAUAAUUAAAGUAAAAGGACCAAAGGACAGGGAGGAAGUAAAAAAUGAAAUCACUGUCAUGAAUCAGUUAAGUCACGUCAACCUGAUCCAGCUUUAUGAUGCAUUUGAAGCCAAGAACAAUGUCACACUGAUUUUGGAAUAUGUUGGAGGUGGAGAGUUGUUUGACCGAAUUAUCGAUGAAAACUAUAAUCUGACAGAGCUGGAUACAAUCGUCUUUGUGAAGCAGAUCUGUGAAGGUGUUCAAUAUUUACAUCAACAAUAUAUCCUUCACUUGGAUCUUAAGCCAGAAAACAUUUUGUGUGUAAACAACACAGGAAAUCAAAUCAAAAUUAUUGAUUUUGGUCUGGCUAGAAGGUAUAAGCCAAGAGAGAAACUGAAAGUUCAUUUUGGUACCCCAGAAUUCCUUGCUCCAGAAGUGGUGAAUUAUGAUUAUGUUUCAUUCCCAACAGACAUGUGGAGUGUGGGCGUCAUCACCUAUAUGUUGGUGAGUGGCUUGUCCCCUUUCCUGGGUGAUCAUGACACUGAAACCAUGAAUAAUAUUAUCAUUGCAAACUGGGACUUUGAUGCAGAAGGAUUUGAAAGUGUGUCUGAAGAAGCAAAGGAUUUUGUUUCAAACCUCCUUGUUAAAGAAAAAGGUAACAGAUUCAGUGCAGGACAAUGUCUGAAACACAGUUGGCUUAACAAUUUACCAGAAAAAGCAAAGAAGUGUAGGGUUCAACUGAAAUCUCAAGUGAUGCUGCGGAAGUACAUCACACAACGCUUAUGGAAGAAAAAUUAUUAUGCAGUUACUGCUGUAAACAGGCUCAAGAAGAUCAACCAGCAAAAAUAUGCUUAGCCCGGGACUGACAUCCAAACACAGCAGAAAUGGAGUCA
Rhincodon typus (whale shark) is the source of this 2708-nucleotide messenger RNA. RefSeq names its product myosin light chain kinase 3 (gene mylk3). Gene Ontology annotation, molecular function: protein serine/threonine kinase activity; ATP binding. Lineage: Eukaryota; Metazoa; Chordata; Chondrichthyes; Orectolobiformes; Rhincodontidae. The transcript is spliced from 13 exons. Gene Ontology annotation, cellular component: cytoplasm; nucleus. Gene Ontology annotation, biological process: positive regulation of apoptotic process; protein phosphorylation; intracellular signal transduction. The record is from RefSeq and is a predicted model, not a curated record. Bases 1 to 2670 code for a protein of 889 amino acids.